AUAGUAAUUAUAGUGGUGGUCGAGGUGGGCGUGGGAUGUCCAGGAGAUCAGAUUUUCGUGUGUUAGUCAGUGGACUACCCUCUUCAGCUUCAUGGCAAGAUCUUAAGGAUCACAUGCGACGGGCUGGAGAUGUCUGUUUCUCCCAAGUUUUUCGUGAUGGUAGUGGCACAACAGGGAUUGUGGAUUACACUAACUUUGACGACAUGAAGUAUGCGAUCAAGAAGCUUGAUGGCUCUGAGUUCCGGAAUGCCUUUUCUCGCUCUUCUGUUCGUGUGAGGGAGUAUGAUUCGAAGCGGGACUCAUCUAGGAGUCCUAGUCGUGGUAGAUCUCAUUCAAGAGGCAGGAGCUACAGUCGUAGUCGUAGUCGAAGUUAUAGCCGGAGCAGAAGCAGGAGCAAGUCUCCGAAAACCAAAUCUUCACGCCGCUCACCUGCUAGAUCUCGAUCAAGGUCUGCUUCUCUGCCUCGCUCGCGAUCAAGAUCUCGCUCUCCGUUAGGAUCACGAUCAAGAAGCAGAUCUCCACUGCCUUCGAAACACAUAAGUAAAAGCCCGAAGAAACACAUAAGUAAAAGUCCAAAGAAGCGUAGUGCUAGCAGGAGUCCAAGCCAGAGCCGGAGCAGGAGCAGGAGUUUGUCACGGUGAUACUUGAUCCCUUACCCGAAGCUACCAGCAGGAGGGAGCUUUACUAUGGUUGUUAAAGCAGUGGAAGUGGGACGCCUUUUAUUUAUCCGACUUUUAAGUUUAUGGAUGGAUUCAUUUUGCAAGCCAUUGUGUUGGUUGCAUUCUUGUUUAACUGAAACUGAUGUUUUACCAUCUUCGCACCUUGUAAUGAAUAUGAGAUUUUUGCUAUGUUGCUGUUGGAAGUUUCAGAGUA
Molecule: messenger RNA, 873 nt
Organism: Prunus avium (sweet cherry)
Lineage: Eukaryota; Viridiplantae; Streptophyta; Magnoliopsida; Rosales; Rosaceae
Source: RefSeq, a predicted model, not a curated record